Molecule: messenger RNA, 3582 nt
Organism: Myzus persicae (green peach aphid)
Lineage: Eukaryota; Metazoa; Arthropoda; Insecta; Hemiptera; Aphididae
Gene: Frmd5
Product: FERM domain-containing protein 5
Exons: 13
Coding region: 491-2101 (536 amino acids)
Cellular component (GO): cytoskeleton
Molecular function (GO): cytoskeletal protein binding
Source: RefSeq, a predicted model, not a curated record
ACAAGCCGAAUCGUUUGGUGGGAGGACUGCCGCUGCAGAGAUAAGGACGCGCCGUAAUCUUUGAGCGCGACGAAUCGGAUAUUGCGUCGUCCCGUGUUGUGUACACAGUGUUGUUGUAUACACCGCUGCCCGCCGCCCGAACUUCGUGCGCCAGCGACCUUCUUAGCCAGCGCUUUGGGCCGGGUGAUAGUCAAUAAUAUAAUAUUUCGAUAAUAAUAAGCGGUCAACCGACGGCCGAAACCUUUCGCGCGCGCCGUUAAUCGCCCGCAGGCCACACAUUAGUAUUACGCUGCCUAUUAUGUACUGUUUUCUGUCCGUUUCGCCGUAGUUGUCAGUUUUCCACGACGACGCGUCCCCGACUCGUAAGCCGCUCGCACCGAACCCGAACGGGGUAGGGCGACCAUCGAUUAUUCGCGAUAAUAAUAUUAAAUAGGACUCGAACGUUUCGACGGCGUCAGCUGCGCGGAAUUGCUGCUCUCUAAAAUAUAACAUGAUGAAGUUUGGAAGCAAAAACUCCGCCAAUACACCAAUCAAGUGUACGGUCCGUCUGUUGGACGACAAUCAGUUGUUGGACAGCGAAUUUCAGAUAAAUGAAAAGGGGAGUAGUUUGAUAAGUCGUAUUUGUGAACAAUUGGAUUUAAUUGAAAAAGAUUAUUUUGGUCUACGUUAUGUUGAUAGCAAACGUCAAAGGCAUUGGCUAGAACCGUCUAAAUCGAUUUUCAAACAAAUCCGGGAUAUGGAAGCAGACAAUAUAUUAUUUAGCUUCCGCGUUAAAUUUUAUCCACCAAAUCCAUUUCGGUUAAAAGAAGAUAUUACUCGUUACCAAAUUUAUCUUCAGUUAAAAAGGGAUUUAUUACAUGGUCGGCUUUACUGUAACACAUCUGAAGCUGCUCUGCUAGGAGCUUAUAUACUACAAGCUGAACUUGGAGAUUUCAAUCCAGAAGAACAUAUUGAUAAUUAUGUGAAUGAAUUAAAAAUACUAUUGAAACAAACAUUACAAUUAGAGGAAAAAAUGAUGGAUAUUCAUAAAAAUGAAUUGAAAGGCAAAACUGCCGCAGAGAUGGAAACAAUUUUUUUGAAAAAAGCCUGUAUCUUGGAUACAUAUGGAGUUGAUCCUCAUGCUGUUAAGGAUCAAAGAGGUAAUCAACUUUAUUUGGGAAUUAAUCAUACUGGCAUCCUUACAUUCCAAGGUAGUAAGAAAAUGAACCAUUUCAGCUGGUCACAAGUUCAAAAAAUUAACUUUGAGGGUAAAAUGUUCAUCAUUCAUAUCAUUCUUAAUGAGGAUCAGAGAAUCAAGAAAAAGCAAACAAUUGGUUUUAAAUGCCCUAGAGGUUCUUCAUGUCGUCAUGUAUGGAAAUGUGCUGUAGAACAAAUGUUGUUUUUCACAUUUCCUUCAAGCUCUGAUGUUCCUAAUGUAGUUUCUGGUGGAGGCUUUUUUUCAUGGGGAACCAAAUUUAAGUAUAGUGGACGUGUUGAACGGGAAAUAUUAGAAGAUAUGACAAUCACCAGAGAAUCUCCAUCUGUAACACGUGUUGGUAGCCUUAGAAGAAAAUCAUCAAGUGAACCUCCUACGCCUUCUAAUCUUGUUACUAAUCAAGUUGGAUUUAAUAGCCUUCCUCGUUCAUUAACAAACACUAGUGAAGAAUAUAAUACUUCAGUAGAUUCAUCCAAUCAAAUUGAUAAUUCUUCAGUUUUAGAGACUUUAUUAGAAGACCAAGAGAUCAUAACAUCUAAAAUUGAACAAGAGGUCCAUCAUGAAGAAAUCUUGAAUGAUCAUUUACUGAUUGACUUUACUACAAUGGUAACAGACGGUACACCAUUAAUCCAAUCUGUUUCGAAUCAGCAGUCUGGUCAAAAACAUUUAGAAACUACAGCAAUUCGGAACAGUGGAUCAAGCUUGUCAUUCUUGCGACAGACUUUGCUACCAGUUAUAUUUGCAUUGUUUAUGAUGGUUUUGAUUGUAGUUAUUAUUCUAGAAUCUGAUUUUGAUGUCAUUGCUACUAUCAGAAAAGCUCCAGAAAUUGCUGCUUUCAAAAAAAAUUAUUAUGAACCUAGUAAAGACUUUUUAUUGCGGCGUUUUAUCAGGUCAAAGAUAUUUUAGUAUUUUAAUACUACUUGUUCAAUCACUUUUUUUAGUAGCUUCACACUCUAAAGUUAGAUACAUGGAAAUUGAUUUAAGUUCAAGGUGAUGGAGUUUAUUAUGUACCUAUUUGACAUUAUAAUUUAAUGUUAAAUGUCUAUUGCCGGGUUGCAUAAACAGUCAUUAAACAUUUAAUAAACAGUAAGCUGUUGGUCCUUCAAAAAUAAUUUAGUUGGCCCUUGAUUGAUUCAUUUAAUUUUGGGGAACCAUUAAAUUAAUCCAAUUUUUAUGCAACUUCUCAUAUGUGUGCUCAACAUUUUAAUGACAUAAUUUUCAAGAAUUUGAUCAAAUUAUAGGGUUUACGGUUUUUUUUUUACAAAAUAAUUCACUUAGAUUUAUGCAUUUAUCUAAUUUUCCCAAUGAAGUUUGUGAUUUUAUAAUGAUUUUGAGCUUUUACAAUUUUAAUCAUCUUAACAUUUUAUGUUUUGAUAUUAAUUUAAGCGUUAAUGUGUUAUACCAAUUUAUAAGAGUUUCUGUGCUAAAGGAAUGACUGACAUUAACAUAUACCAAUAUAUACGAAUUUUUUGUAAAUAAUACAUUUUGGUGUUAGUACUAUAUAAAAUAUUGGUGCUUAAAUCUUUAACAAGUCAGUAAUAUAUACUGUAUAUCCAGACUAAGGGGUACCACUACAUAUAUCAGUUGAAUGCCACAAACUUGAAUCCAGAUCAAAAUAGGGCUUUCAAGAGGUUAAAAUGUGUACUGAGGUGCAAAAAUUGAGAAAAUAUUUUCAAACCUUUCAAUUAGAUAACCUACAAAUAACUUUUUUUCGAUAACAAAAAUUGCGAAAACUAAUGCAAUUCAAACAUUUUUGUUUGUUUUUUUUUUGUUAUAGGUAACAGAUAUAAAAUAUACUAUUUAAAAAUGAAAGUAUACUGUAUUAUCUGUGUAGAAUCAGUGGUCGAAAUGGCUCAAGAUAAGUGGAGGGAUGCCUUACAAUUCAGAUUUAGGCCUAUAUGAAAAAUAAAAAGUUUUCUUACAUAGGUAUAAAUAUAAAAAUCAUAAUAAUUAUUUCAUUUUAAAACACAAGUCUUAGGAGGAAUGCGUUAUUCUAUACAAAAUAAGUAGAGGGAUGAAAAAUCUUCUUCCCACUUCGACCACUGUAUAGAAUAUCAUGAAUGUCUCGUGUAUUAAAUAAACGUGGUUAAAAUAUCACUAAAAACACUGAUCACUUGGUUAAUUUAAACUUACUCUAACUUUGUCAAUGUUGUAAUAUGAAAAAAAACCUUUUAAUACAAAAAUUGUUGUAUUUUUAAAAUAGCAAGUUGUAUUGUAAAUGUGCGAGGUCUUUCAGCUGAAAUAUUUAGUGGUGGUAUCUUUUAGCUUGAACAUACUGUAUAGUGUAUAGUCUGUGACAGAAUUUACUUAACGCCAUAAAAUGUUUCGACAUUGAACAAACGCAUUUUUCAUAUAAUUUUGGAAAUGUAUAAACAUAAAUAAAAUAA